GAACGCAUAUAGUCCAUAGCGGAAGAGAGAGAGUCAAUACUGGAGAAGCAUCAUCUGCGACGCCGGCACAACACGCUCUUAUUUCAUCCGCAUACAAGUUCAACAUGAAGGGAAUGUUUCUUCAACUGAGCCGUGCCGCACCGGUCCUCCGCCGGAGCCUACACUCUGGUGUGCGCCCUGCAUCCACGGCUGCCUCCAGAAAGAGGGAGGAACGUCGAGCAACCUCAGAUGAAAUCUACGUUCGUGAGGACAAGUAUGGAGCGCACAACUACCAUCCCCUGCCUGUGGCGCUGGAUCGAGGGGAGGGCAUCUAUAUGUGGGACGUAGAGGGCAACCGAUAUUACGACUUCCUCAGUGCUUACAGUGCAGUAAACCAGGGACACUGCCACCCUAAGAUCAUAGCUGCGCUCACACAGCAGGCGUCUAAACUCACCCUGACGUCCAGAGCGUUCUACAACGAUGUGCUCGGAGCCUACGCAGAGUUCAUCACCAACAUGUUCGGCUACGACAAAGUUCUACCUAUGAAUACAGGAGUUGAAGGUGGCGAGACGGCCUGCAAGCUCGCACGGAAGUGGGCUUACAAUGUAAAGGGGGUUCCUGAAAACAAGGCCAAAAUCAUCUUUGCAAAUGGGAACUUCUGGGGCCGCACCAUGGCAGCCAUCUCCAGCUCCACUGACCCCAGCAGCUAUGAGGGUUUUGGCCCCUUCAUGCCCGGCUUCGAGCUUAUUCCAUACAACGACAUUCCUGCACUGGAGAAAGCUCUUCAGGACCAAAAUGUUGCAGCAUUUAUGGUGGAGCCCAUUCAGGGAGAAGCGGGUGUGGUGGUACCUGACCAAGGCUAUCUCACCAAAGUCAGAGAACUUUGCACAAAAUACAAAGUGUUGUUUAUUGCUGACGAGGUGCAGACGGGUCUGGCACGGACUGGCCGGCGGCUGGCCGUGGACCACGAGGAAGUCCGUCCAGAUAUGGUGAUCCUGGGAAAAGCUCUUUCCGGAGGCGUUUACCCCGUGUCUGCAGUGUUGUGUGAUGAUGAGGUUAUGCUGACCAUCAAGCCUGGAGAGCACGGGUCCACGUACGGAGGAAAUCCUGUGGCGUGUCGUGUUGCUAUUGCAGCACUGGAGGUGUUGGAGGAAGAGAGGCUCGCAGAAAAUUCCCAAAAGAUGGGAGAGGUGCUGCGGACUGAGCUGAGAAAGUUGCCUAAAGACAUUGUGACUACAGUCAGAGGGAAAGGCCUCCUGAACGCGAUCGUCAUUAAAGAGACCAAAGAUUAUGAUGCCUGGAAAGUGUGCUUGCGUCUUCGUGACAAUGGACUGCUGGCCAAGCCCACCCAUGGUGACAUCAUCAGACUGGCCCCGCCCCUCGUCAUCAAGGAGCACGAGCUGCACGAAUGUGUCGACGUCAUCCAGAGAACCAUCAUGUCUUUCUAAAUAUCAGUUCAUCAACGCACCAACAAAUUCCACUUUAGUGACCUUUUUUAAAAAGGCACUAUAAACAUUUUAAUUGCUUUUAUUUUUAUUUGAAAGGCGGUUCUAUAUUAAGAAUUUCUAUAGGAAUAUACUUUAUGCAGGAUUGUGUAUGAGGAGUUUGUUUUUUGUGAGGAUACACUGACAUGUUUGCACAGAAAUCUGCUGUGGAGAACAAGGGUGGCAAGAAGCUGCCACGGGAAGGAAUCCAGAAUGGGGAAAAAGCUUUGUCUUUUUUUUUUCUUUCCUGAGUGGUUGAUUUUAUUUCUUUGCAGUGACUUGGCUCCUUUUAAAAAAAGGAAAAGUUGUUUCAUGAAUGUUACAUGCAGGUUAGUGGGUGGAAGCUCAAGGUCAUUGACUUUAACAGGGACCUGAAGACGAGCCUCUGGGGGAAAUGCACCUUGACGCAGAAAUAACAGAAUUUCUAUUGGUAUUAUAGGUUAUUAGUUACGUUUAGUCUGCCGCAGUUGGUCGGCUGACUUGUUUCUGUAUGCUGUUGUGUUCUGAAACACGCGUUACAUUAAAGGCCACAAGGUCUAUGUAUUUAAUUUUGAGCAUUUCAGAUUUUGUUUCCCCUUACAGAUUUACUUUUAUUAGAGUUUUUACGUUAAUUUAUGAUCCACUUGACCAUAUUUUAAACAGCUGUUUCGAGUAAUGAUGUGUAUAUCUGUGGCUGAGAGCAAAACAAACUUUGUGCUGUAAACUAAAUUUCCUUUAUAUAGAAAUGAGUACACUUUGUAAAAGUUGAAUGUCAAACGGAGACAAGGCGCUUGGUUUUAAGUAUUUGCUGAAUGUUCAGUUCAUGUGUAAAGCUUUUAUUUUGAAAUAUGCCCCACGUUGUUACAGAACACCACUGUUCUUCAAAUAUACUGUUCCAAUCCUGUCUGUUGUCUUGGUUCGUUUGAACAAAAGCAAACAUUAUUUACUGUUUACAGGAAGCAGGCCCAACAUCUUGAACAUUUGCAGUCUAAAAAUACCUUUUCAGCACAUCUGCAGUUUGCAAAACCAUGAAACUAUUUUCUUGAAAAAUACAGUUUGUUUUACACCAGACUUUUUUUUUUUUUUCUUCAUUUUUCCAAAUAAAACAUGCACGCAGUG
Molecule: messenger RNA, 2561 nt
Organism: Cololabis saira (Pacific saury)
Lineage: Eukaryota; Metazoa; Chordata; Actinopteri; Beloniformes; Belonidae
Gene: oat
Product: ornithine aminotransferase
Exons: 10
Coding region: 105-1427 (440 amino acids)
Cellular component (GO): cytoplasm
Molecular function (GO): identical protein binding; L-ornithine transaminase activity; pyridoxal phosphate binding
Source: RefSeq, a predicted model, not a curated record